AAGACACCUGUGUCGGCGCUGUUCUAGGGAAAGCAAAUCGUGACAGCCGAGUUGCAGCGGCAGACUGUAAACAUGGCGGCGUGCACAGCUACAGAGCUGUGCCGAACAUCCCGUUACUAUUAGUCUGAGAGGCUGAGACACCCAAAAAAUGGAGACCGAAGAGGAGCAGCACAUAACGACGCUCCUCUGCAUGGGUUUCCCAGAUCCCGAUGUCAUCCGAAAAGCGCUCCGACUGGCAAAGAAUGACAUCAACGAGGCAGUGGCGCUCCUAACCAACGAAAGCCCCGGACUCGGAUAUGGAUAUGAACCGAUGGAGAGCGGGCCUUCUCCCGGCUUGGGCUCGAGUGGAGACGGGGAAAACAGCGGGCGGACUGGGACGACUGGCUUUGAUCCCCCUCCAGCAUACCACGAUGUAGUGGAUAGCGAGCGGAGCAAUGACGAGAACGGGAACUGCUCAGGAGGUAGCAUGGAGUUCCCCACCACCAACCUGUACGAGCUGGAGAGUCGUGUCUUUACUGAUCACUGGUCCAUACCUUACAAGAGAGAAGAGUCCCUGGGCAAGUGUCUCAUUGCCUCCACCUGCCUUGCACGACACGGUCUUGCUGAUGCUGAUGAAAACUGCAAGCGGUUUAUGGAUCGGUGCAUGCCGGAGGCCUUUAAAAAGUUGUUGACCAGCAGUGCCGUUCACAAGUGGGGUACAGAGAUUCACGAGGGAAUCUACAACAUGCUCAUGCUGCUGGUGGAGCUGGUUGCUGAGAGGGUGAAGCAGGAUCCCGUGCCUGUAAACCUGAUGGGAGUCCUGACCAUGGCUCUUAACCCUGACAACGAGUACCAUUUUAAGAACCGGAUGAAGGCAUGUCAGAGGAACUGGGCUGAGGUUUUUGGAGAGGAGGCCAACAUGUUUGCUGUCUCUCCUAACACCUAUCAGAAGGAGCCUCAUGGUUGGCUGGUGGAUUUGGUGAAUCGAUUUGGAGAGUUGGGAGGAUUCGCCGCCAUCCAGACAAAGCUCAACACGGAGGAGAUCGAGAUCGCUUGUGUAUCAGCUCUGGUCCAGCCUCUCGGAGUUUGUGCUGAGUAUUUAAACUCAAGCCUCGUUCAGCCCAUGCUUGAUCCAGUCAUUCAUAAGAUGAUCACAUAUGUGCAGAACUUGGAGGAAAAAGACCUUAAAGACAAGCGUCUGGUGAGCAUCCCAGACCUGCUGUCGGCCAUCAAGCUGUUGUGUAUGAGGUUCCAGAGAGAGCUGGUCGCUGUGGUGGACGACUUGCGGCUGGACACGCUGCUGCGCAUGCUCAAAACUCCCCACUUCUCCACCAAGAUGAACUCUCUCAAAGAGGUUACAAAAUUAAUAGAAGAGAGCACGGUGUCAAAAACGGUAAAAAAUGCCAUCGACACGGAUAAACUGCUGGACUGGCUCGUAGAGAACUCGGUCCUGUCAAUAGCACUAGAAGGUAACAUUGACCAGGCCCAGUACUGUGAGAGGAUCAAGGGAAUCAUUGAGCUGCUGGGGAGUAAACUGUCACUGGAUGAACUCUCCAAGAUAUGGAGAAUACAGGCCGGCCAAUCAUCGACUGUGAUAGAAAACAUUCAUACAAUAAUUGCUGCUGCCGCUGUGAAAUUCAGCUUCGAUCAGCUCACCCAUCUCUUCAUCCUCAUUCAAAAGAGCUGGGAGGUAGAGAGUGACCGUGUCAGACAGAAGCUGCUCAGUCUGAUCGGGAGAAUAGGCCGAGAGGCUCGCUCUGAAACUACAACAGGAAAGGUGCUGGAGGUGCUCUGGGAGCUGGCCCACCUCCCCACCCUGCCUACCAGUCUGGUACAGCAGGCACUGGAGGAGCAUCUUGGGAUUCUGAGUGAUGCCUAUGCUGUCAAGGAGACUGUGAAACGCAGUUACAUCAUUAAGUGUAUUGAGGACAUUAAGAAGACUCACACUCAGGAGGACAAUAAAGGCAGCGACACACAAAGCUCUUUUCAUAUUGGCACUUGGGGCAAGAAGAAAUCUAACUCUUUGGCUAAAGCUUCUCAGCAGAGCUCUCCUCAGGCGGUCUGGGUUGUCCCCGCUCUCCGACAGCUGCACGAGAUCACCCGCUCCUUUAUCAAGCAGACCUACCAGAAACAAGACAAGAGCAUCAUCCAGGACCUGAAGAAGAACUUUGAGAUUGUCAAGCUGAUCACAGGAUCCCUCGUUUGCUGCCACAGACUUGCCGCGACGGCUUCGGGUAAUAACGGCCUCUCAGGCUCGACUCUGGUGGACGGCAGAUACACCUACCAGGAGUAUCUGGACAGCCACCUGCGCUUCCUGGCGUUCUUCCUCCAAGAGGCCAGCCUCUACCUGGUCUGGAACAGAGCCAAGGAGCUGUGGGAGUGCCUGGUGUCGGGGCCAGAUGUUUGUGAGCUUGACCGUGAGAUGUGCUUUGAGUGGUUUACCAAAGGACAACAUGACCUCGAGAGCGACGUCCAGCAGCAGCUCUUCAAGGAGAAGAUCCUAAAACUGGAGCCCUACGAGAUCACCAUGAACGGCUUUAACCUGUUCAAGACUUUCUUUGAGAACGUGAAUCUGUGUGACCAUCGUCUGAAACGCCAGGGAACUCAGCUGUGUGUGGAGCGCCUCGACCUGGCAGGGAUGGAUUUUAUUUGGCGCAUCGCCAUGGAAACCCCUGAUGAAGAAAUAGCCAAUGAAGCGAUCCAGCUGAUUAUCACAUACAGCUACACAAACCUCAAUCCUAAGAUGAAGAAAGAUUCUGUGUCUUUGCACAAGAAGUUCAUUGCUGAUUGCUACAAGCGACUGGAGGCUGCAAGUUCGGCUCUGGGUGGGCCCACUUUAACACAUGCUGUAACUAAGGCAACCAAGAUGCUGACGGCCACCGCCAUGCCAACAGUGGCCACAUCUGUACAAUCACCAUCCAGGUACAGAGGGGGGUUUGGAUCCACAAAGCUGGUGAUAAUUGAAAGAUUGCUGCUAUUGGCUGAACGCUAUGUCAUCACUAUAGAGGAUAUGUAUUCAGUUCCUCGUACUAUUCUACCUCACGGGGCCUCAUUCAACGGACACCCCAUCACUCUUCACAUCACCUACGAGUCAACCAAAGACACCUUCACCCUAGAGACCCACAGUAAUGAGACUGUAGGAAGCAUCAGAUGGAAGAUCUCUGAACACUUGAGCUGUCCGGUGGAUAAUGUCCAGAUCUUUGCCAACGAUAGUGUGCUGACGAUGAACCGGGACCAGAAGCUGCUGUCCCAGCUCGGCUUCAGCGACGAGCAAAGUCUGACUGUAAAGAGCUCAGGCACCGGCACUCCUUCUGGCAGCUCCGAGUCCUCAGCAUCCGCCUCAAGCAGUUCAAGUUCUGCUGUCUUCAACUCUGCCUACGCCUUGGAGCAGGAGAAGUCCCUGCCUGGGGUCGUGAUGGCUUUAGUGUGCAAUGUGUUUGAGAUGCUUUACCAGUUGGCUAACCUAGAUGAGUCUAGGAUCACUCUCCGCGUGAGGAAGCUGCUGCUGCUGAUUCCAACAGAUCCCGAAGUGCAAGAUGCUCUCGACAACUUUGUUCCCAAAGAAUCCAGCGUCUGGAGCCAACAGAAGACACUUUUCACCCUCGGCCAAGGGUCGGGCUCUCGUUCUCCGUCUAUGACCUCCAAGCAGCAGCAUCAGCCCAGUGCUGCUUCCAUCUUAGAGUCCCUUUUCAGAUCCUCUGCCCCCGGCAUGUCUACAUUCAGAGUGCUGUACAAUCUCGAGGUGUUGAGUUCAAAGCUGAUGCCCACGUCAGAUGAUGAAAUGGCCAAAACCAGCAGCAAGUCCUUCUGUGAUAACUUCCUUAAAGCAGGAGGCCUCAGUCUGGUGGUGAAUGUUAUGCAGAGAGAUUCAAUCCCAUCUGAAGUGGACUACGAGACCAGACAAGGAGUCUAUUCUAUCUGUCUUCAGUUGGCCAGGUUCCUGCUCGUCGGUCAGAGCAUGCCGGCAGCUCUGGAUGAUGAUGUCAUCAGGGAUGGCGAUGCGCUGUCUUCCCGGCCGUUCCGUAAUGCGGGACGGACAGGACGACAGCUGUCUCUGUGUGGAACUCCGGAGAAGUCCUCCUACAGGCAGAUGUCUCUGUCUGAGCGCUCAUCCAUACGAGUGGAGGAGAUCAUACCUGCAGCCCGUGUUGCCAUUCAGACAAUGGAGGUGGGCGACUUCACUUCAACUGUUGCCUGCUUCAUGCGUCUGACGUGGGCAGCCGCCGCGGGACGAUUGGAUCUUGUUGGCAGCCCACAGCCAAUUAGAGAGACCCACAGCUCACUUCUGCCACAAGGAGUCCACACCAGAGUCAGCAGUACUGGAAGCAACUGCAGCUCCAGCAGCGAGGGCGAGACCACGCCGACAGCAUUGCAUGCAGGGAUUUGUGUCCGACAGCAGAGUGUCUCCAUCAAAGACGCCAUCAUCGCUCGCGAGGCUUUGUCGCUGCUGGUUACCUGCCUGCAGUUGCGCUGUCAGCAGCUAUCUUCUUUUUACAACCUUCCCUCCGUCAGUGAUUUCAUUAUUGAUAUUCUGCUGGGAUCUCCCAGUGGAGAGAUCCGCCGCGUGGCUUGUGAUCAGCUGUACACUCUGAGCCAGUCUGACACUUCAGCCUUCCCUGAAGUCCAGAAACCCAACUUGUUCCUCCUUUCAGUCGUUCUCACCGCUCAGCUGCCACUGUGGAGUCCCACAUCUGUCAUGAGAGGCGUCAACCAGAGGUUGCUGUCCCAGUGCACAGAGUACUUUGACCUUAGAUGCCAGCUCCUGGAUGACUUAACCACAUCCGAGAUGGAGGUGUUAAAAGUGAGCGCAGCCACCAUGCUGGAGGAUGAGAUCUCCUGGCUCGACAACUUUGAGCCCAGCUGGAGCUCCGAGAUGGAGACAAGCGAGGCAGAUAACAUCCUGCUAGCCGGACACCUCAGACUUAUAAAGACGUUACUCUCGCUCUGCGGCAACGAGAAGGAACAUCUCGGUCCAUCUCUCAUUCAGCAAUUGCUGGAUGACUUCCUGUUUCGAGCCUCGCGCAUUAUCAUCAACAGCUCCAACCCUACACCUUCCCCAGCCCCAAGCCACGACUUCCAUCCCAAGUGCAGCACGGCCAGCAGCAGACUGGCAGCCUACGAAGUGCUGGUGAUGCUGGCCGACAGCUCGCUCUCAAACCUUCGCCUCAUCACACGAGAGUUGCUGUCCAUGCACCACCAGUCUGAUCCUUCCCUCUGCAAGGAGUUUGAUUAUCUACCCCCAGUGGAGAGUCGAUCUGUCUCAGGUUUCGUAGGACUGAAGAACGGCGGAGCCACGUGUUACAUGAAUGCUGUGUUCCAGCAGCUGUACAUGCAGCCUGGCCUAGCAGAGGCUUUUCUGUCCAUUGAGGAUGACACAGACCAGCCAGAAGAGAGCGUCUUCUACCAGGUUCAGUCCUUGUUUGGACACCUGAUGGAAAGCAAACUGCAGUACUAUGUGCCAGAAAACUUCUGGAAGAUCUUCAAGAUGUGGAACAAGGAGCUGUACGUCAGAGAACAGCAGGAUGCAUAUGAGUUCUUCACCAGCCUGGUCGACCAGCUUGAUGAGCAUCUCAAGAAAAUGGGUCGAGAGCAGAUCUUCAAAAACACAUUUCAGGGAAUUUUCUCCGACCAGAAGAUUUGUAAAGACUGCCCCCACCGAUAUGAGCGUGAAGAAACAUUCAUGGCGCUGAACCUUGGAGUGACUUCUUGCCAGAGUUUAGAGAUCUCAUUAGACCAGUUUGUCAGAGGAGAGGUGCUAGAGGGCAGCAAUGCUUACUACUGUGAGAAAUGCAAGGAGAAGAGAACCACAGUAAAGAGGACCUGCAUCAAAUCCCUCCCCAGUGUUCUCUGCAUUCACCUCAUGCGCUUUGGCUUCGACUGGGAAAGCGGACGCUCCAUCAAAUAUGAUGAGCAGAUCAGAUUCCCCUGGGUGUUGAACAUGGAGCCCUACACUGUCUCUGGAAUGGCUCGUCAGGACUGCAGCGGAGAGGGAGGCGAGGGGCGAGGCGAUGGGACCUCAGGAGGGUCACCCAGGAAGAAAGUCACAAUUUCAGAGAACUAUGAGCUGGUGGGAGUUGUGGUCCACAGUGGUCAGGCACAUGCUGGCCACUACUACUCCUUCAUUAAAGACCGACGUGGGAAUGCCCGUGGACGCUGGUAUAAGUUCAAUGACAAUGUGGUGGAGGAGUUUGAUAUGAAUGAUGAAACCCUGGAGUACGAGUGUUUUGGUGGAGAGUACCGUCCCAAAGUUUAUGACCAGUCCAACCCAUAUCCUGACGUGAGGAGGCGGUACUGGAAUGCCUACAUGUUGUUUUAUCAGAAGAUCAGCGACCAAAACUCACCUGUCCUUCCCAAGAAGAGCAGAGUCAGCAUCAUGAGACAGGAGGCUGAGGAUCUUACACUCUCUGCCCCGUCCUCUCCCGAUGUUUCCCCUCAGUCCUCUCCUCGCCCCCCAAGAGCCAACAACGACCGCCUGACCCUUCUCACCCGCCUGGUCCGAAAGGGGGAGAAGAAGGGCCUCUUUGUAGAGAAGAUGCCUGCCAGCAUCUAUCAGAUGGUGAGAGAUGAGAAUCUAAAGUUCAUGAGGAACAGAGACGUCUACAACAGCGACUACUUUAACUUCAUUCUCUCCCUGGCUUCAGUCAAUGCAACAAAGUUGAAGCAUCCAGACUAUCAGCCUAUGGCCAAAGAAAGUCUGCAGCUAGCCGUUAACUUUCUCUUCCACACCUACCUGCACACCAAAAAGAAACUCAGGGUGGAUACAGAGGAGUGGAUGGCAGCGGUGGAGGUGUUGCUGUCUAAGAGCAGUGAGGCGUGCCAGUGGAUGGUGCAAUACCUUGUUGGACCAGAGGGACGAGAAAUCAUCAGGGUUUGUCUGCUGGAGUGCAGUGUACGAGAGGUGAGGACGGUGGUGGCAUCCAUCCUUGAAAAAACUCUGGAGAGCGCCCUGCAAUUCAGAGACCCGGGACUAGACAGCUUUACCGAUGCCCUGCUGUCCCUCCUGGACAAAGAUGUUCCUGAAAAUGUGAAAAACUGUGCACAGUACUUCAGCCUCUUCAGUAACUUUGCUCAGAGGGGUUCUGGUCCUUGCCAGUUGUUGUUGAAACACUCUGCUUAUCGUCGGAUGCUGAUGUUUUUGUUGGGGCCCAACAGGCAGAACAACCAGAACCGACGGUGGAGUCCGGCUCAGGCUCGGGAGUUUCUUCACCUCCACAGCACUCUGGCGCUCAUCACGCUGCACUCUGACCUCGGCCCCCAGAGGACGCAAGCCCUGGGAGAAUUUAAGCUGCAUGUGAGUAGCAUCCCUUCCUCCACCCCUCUCCUCCCCCUCCACUCAGACAUCCUUGCAUCUCUAUUCACUCCAGAGGGACAGCCAUACCUUCUUGAGGUGAUGUUUGCCAUGCGUGAGCUGUCGGGACCUCUGUCUCUUCUGAUAGAAAUGGUGACUUACUGCUCACAUUGUAAUGAGCCUUUCUCCCUGGGGGUGCUGCAGUUACUCAAGACCCAGAUGGAGACGGCUCCACCUCAUGAGCUAAAGAACAUUUUUCAGAUGCUGCACGAGUUACUUGUUGUGGAAGACCCUCUACAAUCCCAGAGACUGAAGUAUGCUUUUGAGUCAGACAAAGGAUUGUUUGCUUUGAUGCAGCAGAGCAACAACGUGGACAGCAGGCGCUGCUACCAGUGUGUAAAGUUCCUGGUCACACUAGCUCAGAAGUGCCCUCCAGCCAAGGAUUACUUUAAAGACUUCUCUGGAAAUUGGAGCUGGGCGGUACAGUGGCUUCAGAAAAAAAUGACUGAACAUUACUGGACUCCGCAGAGCAACGUCUCCAAUGAGACAUCCACCAAUAAAACCUUCCAGCGCACUAUCUCUGCACAGGAUACCUUGGCCUAUGCCACAGCAUUGUUAAAUGAGAAGGAGCAAUCUGGCAGCAGUAACGGCUCUGAUGGCAGCCCAGCGAAUGAAAACGCAGACCGCAGCCUCCGACAGGGGUCAGAGUCUCCCAUGAUGCUCGGCGAUUCAAAGAGCGAUCUAGAAGAUGUAGACUCCUAGCUCCUCCAGCCGGUGGUAUUUCUCCAAAGGAGAGGCAGCACAGGUCCAGGCAGCCAUUCGAAAGGGCUGCACUUCGCCUCUGAUUGGUCAGGACAUUUAGGACUCCGUGGAAAGCCAAUCAGAACAUUUCUCUUGGUCGCUACGGCAACAAAAGGAGCUAUGAAUAAAGCAUAAAUUACUUCCUUUCAGACAAGCCAAGGCGAUGAUGGAGAUGCAUUAUCAUUAAGGGCACCGGAGUUGAUUAAGGUGGGAAGUGCAAACCACCUUCCACAAUCACGGACAACUUCAGUUUAUCCUUUUUAUUCAUUCGUUCACUCGAAAUGACAGCAAAGUGGAGGAUGGGUUUGGGUUGUGUUUUAACAAUUUUUUGCUCAUAUUUGCCAAUGUAUUUGCAUAAACAACGUCAUAUUGUAAUUAAGAUUUGUUCCAUAAGUGUAAUUUCCCGUGUAAGAUAGUAUUUUAAAGUCUCUUCAUGCGCUUCUCCACAGCCAUGCAAACUGAAGGAAGUUACGUUAGCUGCUCCAGAGGAACUUUGACACGUGCAUUUGUACAGAAACACCUCCACACACACAAGCACUUGGGAGGGGGGUGGGGUCAAGUUUGCACUUUAUAGUCCAGCCCAGGUUAUGGUGGCCAGUUCCUCCAGAGCCACUCGGCGCUCGCGUACUCUUCUUCUUUUGCUUUUAACAACUGAAGUUUGCUGUGCCACUUAUGCAGACAUGUGAACGCCCUGAUAGCAAGCCGUUCUGCCUGUGACUGAACCUUUGACCCACGGCGGCCGUGUUGUAGCCACAGGGACAACGGUUCAGGGCAGGAUCUGUCCCUGAAAAGGGGCCGAUCCAUGGCCCUCAGCAGUGCCAUGGUCAGCACUCUCCCUCCACCAUUUCUUCUGCUGACAGGCAGCCUCAUGUGCUGGAUUUUAAUCUUUCCCUCACUGUGUUUUUUUUGUUUUUUUGGGGAGUUUUUUUUUCCACAUCUGACUGGAUGGAUUUGAUACUAGAGAGAAUCUUUAGGGACUUCAGCCUUAUGCAAGAAAAGCUGAUCUUGAAGUGCACAGGUCAGUUGCGGUGGUCCAUCAGUGCCGACUGAAGGGGAGCUCAGGAGCACGUUUUAUUUUUAGGUGCCAAGGUUAUAUACACUCAAACACAUAGGCGUUGUGAAAACGUGCGUCACUCAUUCACUUUUUCCUCAAACUACAGGUCCUCGCGUCACUGUUACCUCUGCUUUAUCUGGUUCAUCUUAAUUUUCUGGUAAACUUUUUUUGCUUUGCCUUUUUUGCUUUUUUGCCUUUUUUUUCUAAACACACAGGGGAGCUAAACCCAAAUGUAGCUCUAGUUUUCAACAGAAGGAAAUGCCAACAUUACCAUCAUCCUUACCCCAAUCAUCGGGAGUCUUAAAGUGCCUUAAUCUCCCGAUCUCCCCAACACUCCAAUGCUGACACUGUAUCAUCACACCUCCGGUGAGGCGUGUCAACUUUUGGCACCAAACCAGUGUCUCUUGUUCAUUUAGUCUACCUGUGGGGGAGCAGCAGGCCUUGUUUGUCUCCAUUUAUCCCCCCAAACUAAUACAGGGAAUUUCCUCUGUGUUGUGACAAAGGAUUCAAGGAAUGUAAGUGAUUCUGCACAGAUGUGAGUGUGUUGUGGGGGGGGGGGGAUAAGGUGUACCCAGUAAAACAGGAUUUUAGUGAUGGUAAAAUGCUGCUUCUUUUCACUCUGCUCUGGCAGAGAAACCUGUAGAUACUGAUUUAGGCUAGAUAGUUUUAAACACUUUAACAUGUUUUGAAGACUUGAGUUUAAACUAGCAUAGCAGAUUAGCUUUCAGCUUUAACAGGUCAAUGUUUACAGUGUGAGGACCUACAGUAUAAAGCAAUCAUGCAAGCUGAUUUUUUCGUUGCGAUCAGUCAGCUGAGGCUCCUCUGCAUCCUCACAGCCCAUGGAGAGGAAUGACUUUUCUUUAGCCCUUCCAUACACACCUCUCACUCUUCCUUUCUAUCUCAUUAGUUGUGAAUGUCACGUCGUGCUCUCCAGCACAUUUGCAUGUGUGGCAGCAAAUGGUGGUGAAGUUUGUCUGUCUCUGUGUGAUGGAAAAAAAGAAGAAAAAAAUCAGCCCCCCAUGUUGUUUGCUGUGUGAUUCGGUGUCAUUAGCACUUACUGUGACAAACAACGCCCGUGCUAAGUGAGGGAGCUGCAUGCAGUCUGUGCCAAGUGAUACAUAGCCAUGGCAACAUGAGUUGCAUCCAGCCGAGAGUUUCUCAUAGGUUUGGCCCUCUUCUACAUUACCACAACAACUUAAAGAUAAGGGAGGGGAAAAAAAGUAAAACAAUCUUUUGUUUUAAAUCUGGGAUGCAGGAUGGGUGGGGGUGAGUAAGCUUGGGUUGGGAUUGGUAUCUAUACGGGUUUUUACUGUAUUUCAGUUUUGAAAAUUCACUUCUGACAUCACAGGAAUCUGCAAUGCAUGUUAAAACUCAGUUUUAAUUUGUACAUCAGAGUUUGAUUAAGGGGAAAUUUGAUAUAAAAUAAACUGGAAUGCACAA
This is a messenger RNA of Melanotaenia boesemani (Boeseman's rainbowfish), 10562 nucleotides long. RefSeq names its product ubiquitin specific peptidase 24 (gene usp24). Gene Ontology annotation, molecular function: protein binding; cysteine-type endopeptidase activity; cysteine-type deubiquitinase activity. The transcript has 67 exons. Bases 149 to 8029 code for a protein of 2626 amino acids. NCBI's taxonomy places the organism in Eukaryota, Metazoa, Chordata, Actinopteri, Atheriniformes, Melanotaeniidae. Gene Ontology annotation, cellular component: nucleus; cytosol. The record is from RefSeq and is a predicted model, not a curated record. Gene Ontology annotation, biological process: protein deubiquitination.